AUGGAUACCGAAAUGGCUGUUAGUAUGUCAAAUUUCUUACAGGAUCAGGCAGCGAGAGCUCCUGAACAGUUUCAAGAAUAUUAUUUCGUUAUGGAAGAUCUAUAUGAACGAAAAUUAUGGAAACAAUUAACAGAUAAACUUAUUCAGUUUUUCGAAACGCCCGAAACUAUUCCCUUACGACUUGACCUUUACACAAAUUUCGUUAGUGCAUUCCGAUCAGAUAUAAAUCAGCUCAAAGCUGUUUAUAUAGCGUUGAAGGCAUUUGAAUCUUGCUCAAAUGAGGAAGCCUUUCGCAAUUUAACCCAGCUGAUUGAAGGUAUUGAUGAAGAGAAAUUUAAGGAUGCCUAUGUUUAUGCUUUGGUUGCUAUUGGUCGAAUCAAACUUGUCUUUAAUGAUUUGGAUGCAGCAAGAGAUAUUUUAAUUAAAGCCGAUAAAGUUAUUGAGCGAAUUGAUUAUGUGGAAAAUAUCAUUCAUGCUUCAUAUUAUAGCGUUAGUGCGGAUUACUACAAGGCCAAAGCCGAUUAUGCCCAAUACUAUCGCCAUUGCCUUCUUUACCUGUCCUGCGUUGAUUUAGAACAACUAUCUCGAAUGGAAAUGGAAGAGCGCGCUGUUGACCUUAGUGUCGCUGCUAUUUUGGGUGACAUUUAUAACUUUGGUGAGCUUUUGCUACACCCUGUUUUCCAGGUUUUAGUGGGUACUCAGCAUGAAUGGCUACAUGACCUUGUUGUGGCUAUGAAUGUUGGUGACUUGGCUAAAUAUGAGCGUCUCAUGGCACACAUCAACAAAAUUCCUCUUUUGCAAAGUUCUGUGGGUCUACUCGGCCAGAAAGUACGUCUUAUGGCAUUGAUUGAGCUUGUUUUCCAGUUACCUCCCAAUCAACGUACUCUAACUUUUCACACCAUUGCUAAAGCAACUCGUAUCCCUUCCCAUGAAGUUGAGUUGUUAAUUAUGCGUGCCCUCAGCGUUGGUUUAAUUACGGGGUUGAUUGACCAAGUUGCACAGAUCGUAAAUAUUUCUUCUGUUCAAUCAAGAAUCCUCAACCACUCUCAAGUUGCCAGUAUGGAAACACGCUUACGUGAUUGGAAUCAAAACAUCCAUUCAUUGAAUAAUAUUGUUGAAGCUUCUGGCAAAGGAGUUUUUGUUUAA
Molecule: messenger RNA, 1146 nt
Organism: Schizosaccharomyces osmophilus
Lineage: Eukaryota; Fungi; Ascomycota; Schizosaccharomycetes; Schizosaccharomycetales; Schizosaccharomycetaceae
Gene: rpn9
Product: 19S proteasome regulatory subunit Rpn9
Exons: 2
Coding region: 1-1146 (381 amino acids)
Biological process (GO): ubiquitin-dependent protein catabolic process
Cellular component (GO): proteasome regulatory particle, lid subcomplex; cytosol; nucleus
Molecular function (GO): structural molecule activity
Source: RefSeq, a predicted model, not a curated record